This is a messenger RNA of Penicillium arizonense, 291 nucleotides long. RefSeq lists its product as uncharacterized. The record is from RefSeq and is a predicted model, not a curated record. The transcript is spliced from 2 exons. The annotation marks the transcript as partial. Lineage: Eukaryota; Fungi; Ascomycota; Eurotiomycetes; Eurotiales; Aspergillaceae.
AUGUCUAAAAGCAGCAACCAAAAACGCUUCCAACUGAGAAAACAAUGUCGAGAAGCCUUAGCGGCUCAUAUAUUUAACCGACUUCACCUCGUCGUCCCUCCCGAACGAGUCCGUCUUCAACCGCGGCCCGAAGAUGGAUACGCUUGGUCUGUCACGAACACGAAUGCCGCUUUGCUCAAAUCAAAUCUAAGUAGUGCCACGAUAAACCUUUACCAGAAAAUAUUGAAGGAGCUCGGUUCCUCACUCGAGGCUGUCAAUCCGCAUUCCAAUACAUGCGGCUUUCCAAAGGAG